ACUCUGGCCUCAGUUAGUGCUGCAAGACACCCUUGCUCCCACCUACCCUUUCUUGCCCAUUGCACAGCUCUUUGAAUUCAUGUUACAGAAAAGAAAAGGGUUCAACUCCUAGGCUUAAGCUUGUUUUGUUCUGUAGACAAAAAUGUUAUUCAUGGCAAAGGUACUUGAACUGAACUUAAGAGAAGGAAGAAAGGUAUAAGAGAGAGAGAGAAAGAAAAGUUGCAACGAGAGGAUGAGUUAGCAAAAUGACAUGUACUGAAUGAAUUGUAAACUGGCCCAAAGGUGAAUGUGAUUGGGGAACAGAAGUACAAAGGAGCAAAGGGCAACAGCAUAGAAAAGAGAAGUUCUGAAAGGCACAGACCUACAGAGUGGAUCUUGAAGAGAGAAUGGCCACAUCCCUGAUUACAACCUUUUCCAUAUUGGUUUCCUGUGUUUUCGGCACUGUCUUCUACAGAGACCAGACUUGGUUUGAAGGUGUCUUCUUGUCCUCAAUGUGCCCCCUCAAUGUUAGCAUGAACACCAUGUAUGGUAUCAUGUUUGAUGCAGGGAGCACUGGAACGAGAAUUCAUGUUUAUACCUUUGUACAGAAAAUACCAGAAAAUCCUCCAACACUGGAAGGAGAAAUCUUUGAGUCAGUGAAGCCAGGUCUUUCUGCCUUUGCAGACCAACCAAAGCAGGGUGCCGAGACUGUUCAAAAACUCUUAGAAGUGGCCAAAGAAUCAGUCCCCCAGAGUCACUGGAGAAGAACCCCAGUGGUAUUAAAAGCUACCGCGGGACUUCGGCUCCUACCCGAUCACAAAGCCCAGGCUCUGCUCUUGGAAGUAAAGGAGAUCUUUAAAAAAUCACCUUUUCUGGUCCCAGAAGACAGUGUUAGUAUUAUGGAUGGAUCCUAUGAAGGAAUAUUAGCCUGGGUUACUGUGAAUUUCCUAACAGGUCAGCUUCAUGGUCAAAACCCAAAGACUACUGGGACUCUGGACUUGGGAGGGGCUUCCACCCAAAUCACAUUCCUGCCCCAGUUUAAGAAAACCCUGGAACAAACUCCCAGUGACUACCUCACCUCCUUUGAGAUGUUCAACAGCACGUAUGAGCUCUACACACAUAGUUACUUAGGAUUUGGACUAAAAGCUGCUCGACUUGCUACCCUGGGAGCACUGGACAUGGAAGCUGUUGAUGGACAGACGUUCCGAAGUUCCUGUCUACCCAAGUGGUUGGAGGCAGAAUGGGAUUUUGGGGGAGUGAAAUAUCAAUAUGGUGGCAGACAGGAAGGGGAGACAGGGUUUGAAGCCUGCUAUUCUGAAGUGCUUCAGGUGGUUCAAGGAAAACUUCACCAGCCAGAUGAGAUUCGCAAAAGCUCUUUCUACGCCUUUUCUUAUUAUUAUGAUAGAGCUGUUGAUACAGACAUGAUUGAUUAUGAAAAGGGAGGCAUUUUAAAAGUGCAAGACUUUGAGAAAAAGGCCCGGGAAGUGUGUGAUAACUUGGAAAAUUUCACCUCGGGCAGUCCAUUCCUGUGUAUGGAUCUUAGUUAUAUAACAGCCUUAUUAAAGGAUGGCUUUGGGUUCGCAGACAGCACUAUCUUACAGCUCACAAAGAAAGUGAAUAACAUAGAGACUGGCUGGGCCCUGGGUGCUACCUUUCAUCUACUACAGUCUCUAGACCUUUCCCACUGAGGCCCAAGUACUUCCUACAGGGACUACAAUUGCCAAUCAGUGACCUUUCCAGAAGGAGGAGUGAUGAUGGCCCAUUCACAUUGCCGAAUGAGGCUAAAAUACCAUGGACCAAAGCCAAGCAGCUAGUUCCAUAUGGAGCUAGAGAAAUUAGUAGAUGGGAUUUGAUCUAGACCUUAUGAUUUCUGUUUAAUUAAUUAUACACAUGUAAUGUGA
Dromiciops gliroides (monito del monte) is the source of this 1880-nucleotide messenger RNA. RefSeq names its product ectonucleoside triphosphate diphosphohydrolase 5 (inactive) (gene ENTPD5). Gene Ontology annotation, cellular component: membrane. NCBI's taxonomy places the organism in Eukaryota, Metazoa, Chordata, Mammalia, Microbiotheria, Microbiotheriidae. Bases 387 to 1667 code for a protein of 426 amino acids. The transcript is spliced from 14 exons. Gene Ontology annotation, biological process: nucleoside diphosphate catabolic process. The record is from RefSeq and is a predicted model, not a curated record. Gene Ontology annotation, molecular function: UDP phosphatase activity; GDP phosphatase activity.